Molecule: messenger RNA, 412 nt
Organism: Cetraspora pellucida
Lineage: Eukaryota; Fungi; Glomeromycota; Glomeromycetes; Diversisporales; Gigasporaceae
Source: the annotation of a GenBank genome assembly
UAAAGAAAUAUCUAAUCCUCUAGUUUAUGGACAAGAUGUAUCUGAAUUUUUAACAGAAAAAUUAAUUAACUUUUUUAGUGAUAAUUUAUCUAAUAACAAUGAUAUUGCACAAAAAUUUUUAAAUUCAAAACAUAUAAAUUUCAUAAUUUCACAUGAAGGAGAUAUAAAAAUUAGAGAUUUUAUCAAAUUAGAAAAAAUAAUUACUUUAGAUAUUGAAAAUAAUAUUAAACACAAUCCAAUUAAAGAAAGAAAAAAUGAUAAAAAUGAUAAACUAAAAACUGAAGAAGAAAAAUCAGUAAAUACUAUAAUUAAAGAAAUGAGUAAAUUAAAUCUUUCUGAACAAAAAGAAGAAUAUAUAAAACUUUCUAUUAUUUUAAAAAUAGAACAAAUACUAGAAAAUCUUAAAGAUGUU